Molecule: messenger RNA, 1807 nt
Organism: Drosophila willistoni
Lineage: Eukaryota; Metazoa; Arthropoda; Insecta; Diptera; Drosophilidae
Gene: Cyp309a2
Product: probable cytochrome P450 309a2
Exons: 6
Coding region: 186-1709 (507 amino acids)
Molecular function (GO): iron ion binding; monooxygenase activity; oxidoreductase activity, acting on paired donors, with incorporation or reduction of molecular oxygen
Source: RefSeq, a predicted model, not a curated record
AUUUUCAAAUCUAUAUAUGUAUAUAGAUUACCGUGCAAACAAAUCUAUUGUUUUCAGCAGCACACAAACAUAGAAACAUCGCAAAAUAAGUAUAAAGUGUAUGGAUGAUGUCGAAGUGAAAUCUGGGAUUUAAUAAACGUUCAGUAUAAAUCGAGAGCUUGGAAGAGCUAUCAGCUGGCGGAAGAAUGUAUUUGCUAACCUUGGGAUUGGUGGCAUUGCAUCUGAUAGUGCUACCGAUUUACUUGUAUCUAACAUGGCAUCAUAAUUAUUGGCGUAAGCGAGGACUUGUCACGGUCAAGCCACUAACCAUAUUGGGCACCUAUCCCGGUCUAUUGACUAGGAAAAGUAAUCUAGUGCACGAUGUGCAGCGGGUAUAUGACAAGUAUAAGGGCAAACAUCGCGCUGUGGGUGUAUUUAUGACAAGAGAGCCACAGAUUUUGGUGCUCGAUCCGCAGUUGGCCCAUGAAGUGUUAGUUUCGAAUUUUCGAUCCUACCGAGACACUCUCACUAGUUCGUAUAUCCGUCAUGCGAAAUGGGACAAAUAUGCCAAGCGUAACCCAUUUUGGGCUUCAGGUGAGACUUGGAAGCGUUUGAGGAGCGAAGCUCAGAUUGGUAUUUCUGCCCGUCGUUUGGCCCAAGCCUAUGCCAUAUGGGAGGAGGGUGGCAAGAAGCUCAACGAAUACAUGGCAAAUCAAGUGCUAGAGCACGACAAUAUCCUGGAGACCAGAGAUCUCUGUUUUCGCUAUACGGCUCAUGUAAUGGGCGACUUUAUAUGGGGCAUUGAUGCUGGCACUUUGACCCGACCACUGGAGAAUCCCAAUAAGAUCCAACAAAUGGCCAGUAAAUGGACAAGCUAUGCUUUUUAUAUGUUGUCCAUAUUUAUGGCCUCGGUUAUAGCUCCAUUUUCCCGUUUGCUGUUACGUUUUCGUUUUUAUCCCAAAGAAACUGAUGAGUUCUUCUCGAAUCUUACCAAAAAAUCAAUUGAUUUGCGUCUUGAAACGGGUGAUGAAGAAUCUCGAACCGAUUAUCUAUCCCAUUUGCUGCAAUUGCGUGAACAGAAGCAGGCUAGCCAUGAUGAUUUGGUGGGUCAUGCUCUGACAGUGAUGCUGGAUGGUUACGAUACCACGGGAACGGCUUUGCUUCAUGCCUUAUACUAUUUGGCAGAGAGUCCAACAGCCCAGCAAAAGUUACGCACGGAAGUCCUGCAAAAUUUAAACGACAAGGAGAGCUUAAGCUUCGAACAGUUGUGCGCCUUACCCUAUCUCGAACAAGUUGUCUAUGAAUCUUUACGUCUGAGUAGUCUCAUACCGCAGUAUACGAAAAUCUGUACAAGUCCCACACACAUUCAGUUGAACGAAUUCAAAAGAUUGGAGGUCGAAGAGGGCAUGACAAUAAUGAUACCGAAUUAUCAGUUCCACCACGACAAGCAUUAUUUUCCCGAUCCAGAAACAUUUCGGCCCGAGCGUUUUGAGAAUGGCGUCUAUGAUGAACUUGUACGGAAAGGUAUUUUCCUGCCAUUCAGUGAUGGGCCACGCAUUUGCAUGGGCAUGCGUUUGGCUCUAUUGACAUUGAAAUCGGCUCUGUUAUAUAUAGUUAGCGACUAUCAAAUUGUAAGAUCGAAGGAAAAGAUUAUUCCAAGUGGAGACUCUGGUUUUGGCAUUACUCUUCAGGGUGAUAUAUUUUUGGAGUUUCGUCGAUUCAUGAGAUAGAACUCGAAUGCAAAAUGCAUUUUUUUUUCAUAUAUGAAUAAAACGUCAAAAAGUAACGUAAAUUUUUCGUUGAAUAAAAUACCGUUAUUAUUUUUGCA